This is a messenger RNA of Penicillium argentinense, 1689 nucleotides long. RefSeq lists its product as uncharacterized. Lineage: Eukaryota; Fungi; Ascomycota; Eurotiomycetes; Eurotiales; Aspergillaceae. Bases 1 to 1689 code for a protein of 562 amino acids. The record is from RefSeq and is a predicted model, not a curated record. The transcript is spliced from 4 exons.
AUGUCUCGCAACAUUCAUCUUCGUCUCCCAGUGGAGCUGAUCGAUAUAAUUGCUCAGUUUCUGGCCCUCAAGCAUCCGCCAACUCUCUUCAAUCUCGCAUUAACAAGCAAAACAUUCUAUGCGCAUCAUCACCUAGCGAUCAAAUCGAUCGUCUAUCAUGAUAUCCUCAUAAAGAUACCCCGCGACGAAAAGAAAAUUGGAGAUGUUGUGAGUGACCUUGUGCAAAAGCUUCACCGUACAGAUAGCUUUCGUUAUGUGCGAAGAGUCUUUCUUGUCCAUGGGCGCCUUGGGUACAAUUAUGGAACAAGUAUGCCAUCUGAGGACAGAUGGAAUCCACCUCAGUUGUCGGACCUUCGGCGUGAGAGACAUCCAGAUCAAUACACGACCCACGUUGGUGGUCGGGAUCUCUAUGGCGAGUCAUGGGGGUACCACCCCGAAUCAAUGUGGAAGCCUGUCGUCGAUUUGAUCAAGCAACUGCCCGCAUUGAAAGAUCUUAUCUGGCACUACCCUGAGCAAUUUCCGGCUUCUAUUCUCGAAACACUUCAUCGAGAUCAGCCGCAAUGCCUGCUUCACUUGGAUUGUUUUUGGUUGCGCAGCCAGGGUUCUCCUGAGACAGACCCGGGGGAACUUGCGAUUCUCACAUCUCCUUCUCUCCACACACUAGCUCCGAACUUGAAAGAAGUCCAUCUUCCAGAUUCGACGCUUGAAGAGCCACCAAAACAAGGACUAAAACAUCCACCGCGACCUGCCUCAUUAGAAAGAUUCAAGGUUUCCGAUGGAUUUGGAUCGCUUACUCGAAGUGAGGAUGCCUGCAUAUGGAGACAGUAUAUCAAUUUUGCCGCCUCGCAGGAACUUGAGAUCGACUUGCCAUCGGCCGAUUACGAAUCAUUUUGGCAGUCACAGGUCAUGGAUCUCUCAUUUCCAGCGCUGAGAUCGUUGACGUUGGAUAUUGGUCGCAUGUCCUCGUCAACCCAGACAAUGAGCUACUAUGAAAAAGUGACCAGUUUUUUACAGGGCCUGCCACCUUUGGUCGAACUGAAUUUGAAUAGAUGGCACUCAUUGAUUCCUAUUGAGUCGAUCGCCAGACGCCAUGGUCCUCGGAUUCAGAAGCUGAGGCUGAUGCAUCCAUUUCUUUCACAGGGCCUGAACGAGCAAGAAAUUUGCCAGAUCAGCAAGUAUUGUCUUAUUCUGAAAGAGUUGGCGAUCACCAUCAACCGCACUCAAGGCAACUUGAGGGAAUUGGCUCUGUACAGAGCCUUGGGAGCCAUAAAGGAUCUCAGACAUCUCGAUCUCGAUUAUGAGACAUCUCUCACGGCAGAGCCGCACGGAGUGAUACCCCGCGAGACUGUGAUCUCGCCAUACGACAUAUUCGAGAAUCCCAGGUCACAGGAAUUGCCGGCCGAUCCAUCAUUUGACGGGUUCGACAAUGAGUUCUGCGAAGGUUCUCUCCGUUUUAAUUUUCGGCCUCGAAAUGGUCACAUACGAAAGAUGAUAAUUGAUUCGAUAAUCGACGAGAAACUUGCGCGUGAAAUCUUUGAUUGCAUUUCUUCCACCAAACCCCGGCAUUCUCUGCCUCUGAAAGAACUCACACUCAAGAUUAACCGAAUGGAUAUCUAUGAAAGUUCUUGCGAAGCCGAAGGGAAGACCGCGAAAGACUUCCAAGAAACUGGCGACGAAGCGGGAAAAUGA